AUGUACCCAGUACUGCUGUCAUUUUAUGGGAAUGACAACUGCACUGUACAACUGAAUGAGCUUUUGAAAUUUGCAGGUGCGUUUGGUGCAGAAACAAAUGAAAUACAGUCAGUGUCAGUGAUGGAGGGAGAUUCUGUCACUUUAAAAACUAAUGUUACUGAAUUACAUGAAGACGAUGAAAUAGCAUGGAAAUAUGGAGCUGAAAAGUCUCUUAUAGGUGAAAUCAGCGAUGAGAAACAAAUCUUCUCAACAUUUGAUGUUCCUGAUGGGAGAUUCAGAGACAGACUGAAGCUGGAUGAUAAGACUGGAUCUCUGACAAUCACAAACAUCACAUCUGAACAUGCUGGACUCUAUGAACAACAGAUAAGGGGAGCGAAACUGUCAUCAAAAAUAUUCAGUGUUGCUGUUUAUGCUCAUCUGCCUGUACCUGUCAUAAGAAGAGACUGUUCUUCGUCCUCCUCCUCCUCAUCGUCAUCAUAUUGUUCAUUUGUGUGUUCAGUGGUGAAUGUGAGUCAUGUGACUCUCUCCUGGUACAAAGGAAACAGUUUAUUGUCCAGCAUCAGUGUGUCUGAUCUCAGCAUCAGUCUCUCUCUACCUCUGGAGGUGGAAUAUCAGGAUAAAAACAGCUACAGCUGUGUGCUCAACAAUCCCAUCAGCAACCAGACUCAACAUCUGGACAUCAGUCAACUCUGUUACUCGUGUACAG
Molecule: messenger RNA, 706 nt
Organism: Sinocyclocheilus grahami
Lineage: Eukaryota; Metazoa; Chordata; Actinopteri; Cypriniformes; Cyprinidae
Product: SLAM family member 5-like
Exons: 3
Source: RefSeq, a predicted model, not a curated record